Cooperia oncophora is the source of this 1680-nucleotide messenger RNA. The record is from the annotation of a GenBank genome assembly. Lineage: Eukaryota; Metazoa; Nematoda; Chromadorea; Rhabditida; Trichostrongylidae.
AUGCUGGGCUGUUGUGUCACUUCUGUCUCCUUCAGUAAAUCAAGAGCAAAGCUGGUGAAAAUUGAGGGCGGCGACGAGAGGCAGUUGCUGUCAGGAAGCCGAUCUUCAUCGCAACCUUUCAAAAGGUCUUUCUCCUGGGAACGUGACUACAUGAGAAAUGCAAGGGAACGGCAACAAAGAAGUGAAGAAAGUUCCUUCAAACGUACUGCAUCUAUGCCGAAUUUCUCGAAGAAACAGCGAAAAGCUGCUCAGAGGAAGUUAGCAGACAGGUCCAGUCAUGAGGUGUUCUCAUCAACUAGCAACAUUACCGAAACUACGCAGACAGGCAAGUAUCUCAUUUGGCUUGAUUUCACUUCUCACAAAAAUGUCACCAGAAAAGGAAGAAUCGAAGGGUUCCGUAUCUGCCUUUCUGCGAAGGAACUGCGUUGCGACCAACCAGUGUCAUUUUCAGGGUCGAUUAACACUUUGGAGUGGAAUCAGUCUAGAAGACCUCCCUCGGCUGCAGUACCUCCUGCACGAUCCGCUCAGUCGUCUGCACUUCCCGCUGUUCCAAAGCUGAAGUCAGCCUUGAAGACACCGCAGCAGUCCAGGAAGAGCGUGAACAUUGACGAUAGCGAUGUGACUUACGAAUGCCUACCUUGCGACGCGUCUGCAGGAGUUUCAAGUCUGUCUGGUGGAAGGCCAGCAUCAACUCUCCGAACUUACGAUCCUGUUUAUGAACAGAUAGGUCAGGAAAACUAUCUGGAGCCGAACAGCGUACGACUUCGUUCUAACUUGGCUUUGAACAUAGAUCAAGACAAGAAAGCACUGCUGCCUACGCAGCCACUUCCUGGCUCCUCGCAAUCUAUUCCGACAGCCAACCAAAAAACUACCGUAAUUGACGACGUGGUGAAACCUUCAUCUCUAGUGGACGUGCGCAGAGAAGGGGUUACUCAAACUGAUCCGAAAACUUCAGCAGCUCGUAUGGUCGAGGAGAAAGAAACUACGGAGCUGUUUCGGCGUGCUCCUGCAAGGAUUGAGCUGGCCACUCCAACGGCAAAGCCGAAAACUCCCAGCCGAGUCGACAAGCCACCACUAUCUAUCCGGGACUUCGGAGUUUCUCUGACACCCAAAACGGGCUUCUGCGACAUCGAGACCACGUUCGACAGUGCUGGUCCAUCAAGUGUGAGCUCAUCGAGUCACAUCAAGUACACUGAACUCGAAAAAGGACCGGAUGGUCGCAGACCUGUCCCCUCAACUCCAUUGAAGUACAUAUCAGUGGAGAGAAGCAGUGUCGACAGACUUCGGGAGCUUGCAGCAAGACCAAGUACCUCAAUAGACCAUCCGACGACGUCAAAUAGCAACGACUCAUUCGACGUACUGCGGCUGGCGAAAGCUGGAAUAGCCAUCAACACUUUUGGCGACCGCGUAAAACAACGCUCGAUAACGAAUCUCACGUUUCUGCCACGAUCACACACGGGAGCCUCGGAAGUAUUCGAGCGACCAGAUUCCAUGACUGGAAACCUCGUCCGUGGUCUCGUCGGCACCGCGGAAACCUCCGCAGUCGCUGCAGCAAAUGGUUCAUCGAAAAUUGCUCAAAGUCAUGCCGGACGAGAUGGUACAGAUUCCUAUGCUAGGGACGCAGAGAUUCGCCUGAAUUUAUUCAUGAAUGACGUCGUUAAAGACGAAACUACGGUUUAA